This is a messenger RNA of Drosophila novamexicana, 1626 nucleotides long. RefSeq lists its product as uncharacterized. The transcript is spliced from 2 exons. NCBI's taxonomy places the organism in Eukaryota, Metazoa, Arthropoda, Insecta, Diptera, Drosophilidae. The record is from RefSeq and is a predicted model, not a curated record. Bases 212 to 877 code for a protein of 221 amino acids.
UAUCCAGUUAUUGUUAUCAUUCAGUUCGUUUAAUUUCUAUUUAGCAACAGAUCAGAUACAAAUUUAACAUGAAUGAAAGUGUUCUAAAUAUUUUACCAAAUUAUAAACAAACAUUGCCAAAUUGAUAACAUAUUACCAAUUAGCCGAAAACCUGAUCAAAAAACAAAACCAAUUGACGAAACUUAUAUAAAGGCAUAUAUAUUUGAUAAUAAUGGUACCACUUAAGCUAUCCUACUCGUUCGAUGUUAUUCUGCUGAAAUCUAGUCGAUGCCCACUCGAUGGGGAGGAGAACCCAUUCACCUACAGCGUCCGCCUAUUAGCUGAAUUUGUCGAACUGCCAGAGAAUCGUCUGUUUGCCCAAUGCUUUCCUUCCAAGGCGCUGGGCAAGUUCGUCGCUAGUCCCUGCGAACUAAUUGGUGCACUGACCACCGAGGGCAUCCGGGUGAACGUGUACGAGCAUGGCCAGAUAUUCGGCUGUGGCAACUGCAAGCCAUCGACGCAAAUGCUGCGCCAGCUAGCGCGUUCCACAUUCCCGGUGAAUGAGGUUCUGAGUGUCGACUUGCAGAAGGACAAAACGCACGUAGCUCAAUUAGACCUUAACAUUAAGUUCAGCUCUGCCGAUCCGGAUCUAGACAGCCAAAUGUUGCCAAAUGGGUGUUACGAUUUCUGCCGUCCGUUGGACAAGUCCAUCAAUCCACGUGACUUCAUCUUCACACUGGGUCGCUCAGAAAAAUGCCCGGCGACCUCCUGCAUCAUCGACGAGCGUUUUAUGACGCAUGUCGGUGCACCCUUUAGCUGCGAGCAUAAGAAGAGCCAGCCGACUGGCAGGGAAUGUGGUUGUGCCAGAGGUCGAUCCGACCAAAGGACGCGAUCGUAGGCUGCUAGAAAAGCUGCUGAUCCAUCUGUGUGUACCCAGGACGUGUGACCACAAGCCUUCCAGACGUUGCAAGUGUCUGAAAUAUCAAUCAAUCAAUGACAGCAACACAUUAAAGCGAUGCCAGCUCCAUUCGGAAGGGGAUGAGGAACAGAAAUAGCAUCCAUUGAAAUUUAUGUCGGUGACAACUGGAAUUUGAACGGCGGCAAGAAGUAUAGAGAUAGUCAUCGACUAAUUGCUGAGAAGGGGGACGCCUCAAGCCAGAGUUUGCGGACAUAAUCAAUGCCUGACCGCAUUUGCAGCAGUUUGCAAGUAACCCCUCAAAAACAAAAGCCGUAAAAAUAAUCAAGAAACAAAAACAACUAGAUCGAUUAAGAGAUCAAUGGCAUUACGAAUAACUUUUAAAGAACUAGUGUCGAUGGCUUCGAGAAACGCAAGAGAAACCUGAUGGCCCUGGAUGAUUGUAAUCGAAUGUAAUUCAAAAUUUCUUGUUCUCCAAAAUCGCUGUUUCGGUUUAGACGCUAACAAGUUAUUAUUUACUCACACUUUGGCAUUGCUCAUUGAUCGAGUAUCUAUCAUAGGAUUUUUGGAAUUACAUUCAUUAUAUUUUUAAUUUUGGACGCUAAAAUUUUUUAGAUAUUACCUUUCCACUAAGAACACGUUCGUGAAAAAUUGAAAAAUACCCAUCUUAAUAUCCACUUCUAUUUAAAAAUGUGUUGAAUAUGCAUCGAAUAAAGAAGCAAAUGUUGGAA